Molecule: messenger RNA, 5368 nt
Organism: Synchiropus splendidus (mandarinfish)
Lineage: Eukaryota; Metazoa; Chordata; Actinopteri; Syngnathiformes; Callionymidae
Gene: tmem63a
Product: transmembrane protein 63A
Exons: 23
Coding region: 294-2642 (782 amino acids)
Cellular component (GO): plasma membrane
Molecular function (GO): calcium-activated cation channel activity
Source: RefSeq, a predicted model, not a curated record
GGGAGCAGGACGCUAACUGUAGUUGUCGUUUGACAGUUGUGUUGUUUUGGUGCUGCGGUGAGUCGCUUUAGCCACGGAAUGAAUCAAAAUUGCACAUCUAUGGCUGUAUUCGUCUUUUAACAAGAAGAACUCGUCUUUGUUUCUUCUGAAGUCUCCGUGAGAAACGCCACAUUUCAGUAACUUUGGCGGAUGUUGAAAGUUCCUGGCUGAGGUAUGAGCUACCUUUUGCUAAACUUGGAUGCUUUUUGAGGAACUGCUUCGCGAUUUACGAGCGGCACCAGCUCCCUGCAGUGAUGUCCUCCACGUGGUUGGUGGCGUGGCCCCUGCAGUUCUCCAACAGCACCAACGACACGACCAGCUGCUACAACGCCAAGCAGAACACGGUGCUGAGCGGCGUAAAGUUCGGCGGAGUUCCCAUCGUUCUGCUGCUCAAUUUCAUUGUCUUCUUGGUGCUGCUGUUCCUCUUCUCCAUCAUCAGAAAGAAGUUCUGGGACUAUGGACGUCUCGCGCUGGUCGCUGACAAUGAGUUUGGAGAGUCAUCGCACCGAAAAUAUGGACGGAUGACGUCUUGCAUGUCGAAUACAGAUGAUCAGGAGUAUGAAAUGGGGUUCUUCUCCUGGCUGCCGUACAUUCUGCGCAUGGACACGGAAAAAAUCAAGUCGAAAUGUGGCCAGGAUUCAGGAUUCUACCUGGCCUUCCAGCGUCACCUCAUCGCCCUGCUGGCCGUCAUGACUGUGACUUCCAUCGGCAUCAUUCUGCCUGUCAACCUGACAGGAGACCUGCUCGGUAAUGAGCCACAAAACUUUGGCAGGACAACCCUGGGGAAUCUUCAAAAGGGAAACCCUCUGCUUUGGCUGCACACUGUGUUCGCUGUUCUCUACUUGGUCCUGACUGUGAUUCUGCUGCGGCGCCACACCUCUAAAAUGAAAGGAAUGCACAGAGACAUGAACAGAAAGACCCUGUUUGUGUGUUCCGUUCCGAAAACUGCAACAGCGGAGGAUGUGAAGACGCAUUUUACAGAGGCGUAUCCCACCUGUCAGGUGUCCAGCGUCAAUGUUGGCUAUGAUGCGGCCAAGCUCAUUGACCUCGACAAGCAACGAUUAAGAGCAGGAAAAAACCUGCGUUACUAUGAGCGCAUCCUGCAGAAGGAAGGGCGGCGUGAAAUGAUCACCCCUCGAAUGUGCGGCCAUCUUUGCUGCUGUGCCAGCUGUCAGAAGGUAGAUGCCAUCGAGUACUACUCCGCCAAGGAGAAGAUCCUGCUGGAGGAGGUGAGACAGCAGGUGGAGGAGGUGCCGAAGCAUCCCCUGGGAAUUGCGUUUGUCACCCUCCAGACCGAGGCAAUGGCCCAGUUCAUCCUGAAAGACUUCAACGCGCUGGACUGUGGGAGCAGAAGCUGCUGCUGGGGAAGAGAACCCCAACCUUCAUCCUGCAGCUCCAACCUCAAGGUGAAGAAGUGGACGGUCAGCUACGCUCCCCAUCCCAAGAAUGUCUACUGGGAGAAUCUGUCGGUGCGAGGGUUCAAGUGGUUCAUUCGCUGGGCGACCCUCAACUUCUUCCUCUUCUUCCUGCUCACCUUCCUCACCACACCCACCAUCAUCAUCAACACCAUGGACAAGUUCAACGUCACCAGGCCGAUCAAAUAUCUCAACAAUCCCAUCAUCAGUCAGUUCUUCCCCACUCUGCUUCUGUGGUCCUUCUCUGCGCUGCUGCCCACCAUUGUCUACUAUUCCACUCUGGGGGAGGCGCACUGGAGCAGGUCAGGCGAGCAGCUGAGUAUGAUGCGUAAACUUUACUUCUUCCUGCUCUUCAUGGUGCUCAUCCUGCCAUCACUGGGACUCACUAGUCUUGCCGUUUUCUUCCGCUGGUUGUUUGAUAAGGAAUUCUUGUUGUCGGGGAAGCUGCGGUUUGAAUGUGUCUUCCUACCCGACCAGGGAGCGUUUUUUGUCAACUAUGUGAUUGCGGCCGGCCUGGUGGGCUCUGGGAUGGAUCUGCUGCGGUUGCCAGGGUUACUCCUCUACAUCAUCCGUCUGGCUGUGGCUCACUCGGCCGCUGAGAGGAAAUAUGUCAAACAGAACCAGGCGUAUGAGUUUGAGUACGGCGCCAUGUACGGGUGGAACCUCUGCGUGUUUACUGUCAUCAUGGCAUACAGCGUCAUCUGCCCCAUCAUUGUUCCUUUUGGUCUCUUGUACAUGCUGCUGAAGCACCUGGUGGACAAACACAACCUGUACUUUGCCUACCUGCCGGCACGACUCGACCAUCGGGUCCAUCUGGGAGCUGUCAAUCAAGCUCUGUCGGCACCAAUCAUCUGUCUGAUCUGGCUGUACUUCUUCUCUGUGUUGCGGACAGGUUUCUGGGCUCCCACCUCUCUGUUCACUCUGGUCAUCCUCACCAUGACCGUGCUCAUCUGCAUCAGCUACACCUGCUUUGGUCACUUCAAGUACCUCAGUCCACACAACUACGACGUGACGGAGAAGGACGACGAACCGGUGGAGGAUGAAAACACCAUGGUCUACCUCCCCCGAGUGCUGAACCCCAGGUCUCCCGCCAGCUCAUCCCCAGAUCUGCUGCACUCUUACGGCUCUGACAGCUGCAGUCCGGUGUCCAGCUCCAGCCCUAUGGAGGACAGGAUGUCGGAAAGCUGAUGCAGCAUUUUAACACCGGUUCAAGGUUUUAACAACCAGCUUUCGAUCUGCUUUUAGUUACUGCAGCCGCAUAGAAUUCACUUCCACUGUACACCCUUCCAGCUGAGUCGGUCUCUGUGGAAAAUCUCUCCUCAGGCGACUUCCUGGAAUUUGAACCGAAAUAUAAUUUUAUUGAAUUAUGUUGCUAUGGCAACACAUCCAGACGAAACCUUAUGUUACUCAGCACUUUUUUAUGAACCGUUGCUUGUUGUGUAUAAGCAAUGACAAACCAAGUGGACAUCAGCUCUCGACACCAGAGCGCCACCAUGUGCCUUUCCCAAGCCAUGCCAAGGGAAUUUUACUAAAUAUUGAUACCAGUGUUUGGGUUUUAAUCAAGGUCUGCUGUUUACUUUUUUUUUUAACAAAAAAUGCUGUGUGAAGCAAGUCUUGAAUUAUUUGCCAUAUAGAAAUGUUUGCUAUUAUUUUAUUAAUGCAAGAACUGUACUGAACUUAUGGCUUAAACUUAAUUCCAAUAUUACCGUGCAUGUACCGUAUUUUUGGACAAUAAGUCACUUGAAAGUAGCACUAGUCAAAAACGCACCAUGAAGGAGAAAAUACGUGUAUAAGUCGUAUAGAUUCAUCCCUGCUGACUUGAACAGUGACGUGUAACGGUAUAAAGCCAAGAUGACAGUCAUAAUACCAGCUUUCAAUCUGCUGUCACCUGGUCAGCUGUACACGGGAGCUUCAGUUCCUGUUCCUGUCAUUUUGUUAUGAUGCUUCUCACUGGAUUUUCCAUUUAUAAACACCCAAAACCACCUAAUGUUCAUUUCUAUAUGUGUUGCAUUCUCUUGUUGACUCACAUUUAUUGCAAUCCUAUUGGUUGCUUGUCUGCCAUUUCUAAAUCAGCUUGCGUGCUGUGAGAGAGGAACAGUAGAGGAAACAUGGUAGCCGUUUUCACGGUUCUUUAUAUUUAAAAUGGAUUUUGUACUCAUCCACAUUAGGAAUGCAACACUCUACUAACACAAAAAUACUAAAUUUAAGGUGAGUUUAAUAUUUCUGAGGAGACAUUUGAAGGUUUUUGAUGGUACAGUUGUAUUUGAAAACUACAAAAAAAAAACUAGUGCUUUGGUUAAAAUCUGCAAUCCAAAAAAUGUAUUGACUUGAAACUGCUGAGUGCUGGUUUUAUGUAUUAAUUUGUGACAUGAUAAUAAUUCUUGCGUUUUUGUACUUUUUACGUUCAAAUGUAUUAGAUGUUUUGUCGCAAGGGGGCAGUGUUGCGCUGCGGCGACUCAGGCGGACACCUAUUGAACUCAACAUAAAGCCAUUGUGGGAGAAACUGCAUGGUUUUUGUGGCGGAUUUCUAACAUAUUCUGACAUUAAGUCUGUAUAGAAGUAGCAUGAAGAGGCGGGGGACCUCAAGCCCCACCUCCUCACCUGAUUUCUCCCCAUUGUCACCCUCUCUGCCCCAGUUUCCUCUUGCCUCCUUGUCCCUCCUGCCCUUUUAGCCUUUCUCACCACGGUACCUGCCUCAGCUGAGUGGGCCCUCUGCGCUCCUUUAAAAAGUCUUCCUCCGAAGGGGGAGCGCAGUGAUUAGCACCGUUGUUAAAUACGGGCAAUGAAGUGCUAAGCUAACAACAGAACUAUCUGGAGAGGACAAAGAAGGGUUUGGGCUGGUGGGCAAGGAUCAGUGUGUCUGAAUGGGAGCCCCACAAUGGCUGCUGCACAACAAAGUUGCCGAGCAAAAGAGAUAUCGCCGACAAAACACAUCAUCACUUCAAUUCCCAGAAGAGGGAGAGAUUCUCUUCAGUGAUACUCCCCUCCGGGACCCGAGCCUGGACCACCAACAGAAAGUUUGCUUUGUUUGCCACUAUAUGUUUAUGCAAGUUAUGCUUGAAGGGACACAUUACACCGUAUGAUCACAGGAAGUACUGGCCAAGGAGGAACAUACACAACAUGUACUGUACCACCAUCUGCCAUCUAGGUCACUUGAAAUAAGCUUUUGAAGUGGUCCACCUUACAUUCCCAAAUGGUUGCUCCUCAGUUCUUUUAAUUGGCUUUAUAAAUUGUGCCAGUGCAGUGCCACUAGAUGGGCUGAAAUUGUACAAGCUGCAGUUUAACUGUCAGUUACUUUUCCAUAUUUUAUUCUAUACUUGUUGACUUGAUCAGUAUCGUCCUGUGUGUGUGUGUGUGUGUGAACAACAGUGUUCUGAGUCAAUGAUCCCCAGGACACGGACUCGGAAUAUCGGCCAAAAUAGUUCACACAAACACUCGCAGCGAGGGUCCGACGUAGAAAGUCCUGGAGACGGAUGUGAGAGCGGUCAUAUGGGGCAGGCGCAGUCAUAACUCUGAGGGUGCGUGGAGCAGGUUUGAUAUCAGACACCUGAACUGAAGUCUGCACUGUAUGUGAAUUGUUUUUUUUUUCCCUCUUGGCUGGACAGAGGAGUAUAAAUGUGGAGGAUGUUAAAGACAGUCGAGCCUGGGAAGCUUCCUUUGGUGUCUUCAGUGUGAUCCAAAACUUACACAGCAGACUCUGACCCCCAGGCUGAAAUCUCUGGCUAGCUUUCGCCCCGCGUGAUUCAGAACCACCAAACUGCUUUGAAAUUUAGAUCCUAAAAUUGGUCCCGGCGCUUGCUGAUCCAGCGGCUAUUAGCCCGGCCCAGUCGGAUCCACACUUGCUGGGAAGAAGUACUGACUCAAUUACACCAAACCCCUUGUGAUGAUGGUAGUCUCUCUUCUGAGCCUGCUGU